AUCAACAGACAGAGGAGUCUCUUGUCAGGCUGAUAGAGGGCAGGCUGUAGGAAAUGAAAGCCUGACACGGGAUACGCCACGGAAAUCUCUCUGGCUGAGAUAACAUAGUCGACGUUUACAGAAAAUAAUUCCAGCGGCUGGAGAUCCAGAUGUUUACAUAAAACAGCUGUCAAUCUUAUUCUUGGAACUGGAACUUUCAUCGCAUUUUGAUUCUCUCUGUGCUGAUUGGGGGGUUGGCUACAACCGUGCCACAUUUAACUCGUUUGCGUCACGCUUUGGAGUUUCCUCCCUGGUUAGACAUUUGGCGUUUGCUGAGGUUUUGGGACCAAAACCGAAAUUCCAGACCAUUUUUGGCUGGUGGGCUAAAGCUGCGUUCUCUGAUGGGUUACAUGGCGUGCGUUUGAUCCUGGGGUGUGCGCUGCGCGAUGGCCGCGUCGGGCGGACGGAAGAGCGAGAAGUUGGACGAGGCACAGGCGUUGGCCCGGAGCUGCGCGGGGAGACCGGACUUUCUCCCGUGCGACGGACUGUCCAUCUGCGCAACACACAGCCAUGGGAAGUGCUUCAAGCUCCACUGGUGCUGUCACUUGGGAUGGUGUCACUGUAAAUACGUGUACCAGCCGAUGACCAACGUGUGCCGCCUCCCCAGCACCCCAGUGCCUGCCACGCCCACAGACCACACCCACACCAUGGACCUGACAGUCUCAUUGGCCGAACGUUUCCUCAUGACCGCCCCCGCCUUCCAAGCCCCGCCCUGCCUGGAGUCGCCCAAGUUCUGCAUCAUCUCAGACCUCUUUGUGGACGACUACAUGGUCAAACGCAUCAAUGGGAAGAUGUGCUAUGUUCAGAGACCUCAACCUUCGACCAUGCCCAGCCCGCCUCAAUCACAUGCUCCUCACCCCCGUAACCCCCAUCCCCAACGGACCCCCAGACACCACCCACACCCCCAGGGCACCAAGCCCAGUGCCCUGGGGGACAAGGUCACCACCCCCAAAAUAGACCACUGCUCCUCCCCGUCCAGCUCUGAGGAUUCUGGGAUAAAUGCACUGGGCGGCCAUUACAUGGAGUCAUGUGACGAGGGUUCUGAGGAAGAGGAGGAAGACGAGGAGGAAGAGGAGGAAGAGUUAAGUAGUGAUGGAGAGUCUAGUCCAAUAAGUAUGUGGACUCAAGAUGAGUGUUCUCUGCUCUCUCCGUCCAAGUCUAUGGUGGAGAUUAUCGAGAAGAUAGAGACAACUGUGUGAGACAACUUGCAGUGUCACGUUGAGACAGCGACCUAGCCGGUUCAUCUUAGAGCCACACACACACACACACACACACUAGCCUGCCAACGUUCCUCUAACUACAGUAUACUAAUCUUACAACGCCAAAACAGUGACCUGUUACCUAUGAACUUUGACCUUUCACCCUGUUAUAGCAUGGUUACCUACCACCUUUCACCCUGUUAUAGCAUGGUUACCUACGACCUUUCACCCUUUUAUAGCAUGGUGUACCUACCCCAUUCUACUCUACUCUGGAGGGAUUUCACUUAUCUUUCCAAACCAGUAGUCAGCUGAAAGAACCCACAAAUGAACAAGAGCACAAAUGUAGGAAUAAGUGAAUCUAAUCUAGUCCAUGACCCAACACACUUAAAGACAGAAGAUGUGACCAAACAGAUUCUACAUCAUGAGGCUACUACUUUUUAUACAACAAUCCAGGGCCAAACCCAAAUGGCACCCUAUUCCCUAUGUAGUGCACUACUUUAGACCAGAGCCCAUAGGGGAUAGUGCACUACUUUUGACUAUGGCCCAUCGGGGAUAGUGCACUACUUUUGACCAGGACCCAUAGGGGAUAGUGCACUAGUUUAGACCAGUGCCCAUAGGGGAUAGUGCACUACUUUAGACCAGGGCCAUUGGGGAUUGUGCACUACUGUGGACCAGGGCCCAUAGGGGAUAGUGCACUACUUUAGACCAGGGCCAUAGGGGAUUGUGCACUACUGUGGACCAGGGCCCAUAGGGGAUAGUAGGGAAUAUGUAGAAAAAAGGGUGCCAUUUGGCCCACAUUCCACGUGUUACAUCACUAGUGUACUAAGAAGUAUCUUCACAAGCUUACAUCACAAACACAGGACAGGAGAGGAGAGGAGAGGAGAAGGGGACAUGUGUGAUGAUGAAUCUGUGACAUCAUGAGCAUAUUAACAUCUGAAGUCUUUUACAACACUGCACAUGUUUACAGGCCACGCCCACAAACAACCCAGACAACAUGGAUGACCUGUUACAGGACUUAUCUACACAGGUGGAUGGAUGGUUACAGCGUACAGACGCACCCAGGGUCCUGCCAAGGCUUUCUGACAAUCAUCUGACUACAAUCACCCAGCUGAAAUGUGAACAUAGCCCUGUACAUGGAGCUUCGGAGCAUGAGGAGUCACAGCCCAGGACAGGGGUCUCAGUGUAUUUCACACAAUGCAGAGCAGUAGCAGUGGCUCGAGGACAUUGUUCUGACCACCACAAAACAACAAGGAGAAGAAGACUGUCUUGUCUGUCUCUAAAUGAUUUCUCCAGUCACAUGUUGAGGGUCUUGAGCAAAGCACACCUUUCUGAUCUAUUAACACACAGAAACUAUAGACACACACACGCACACACAAACACACAUAUACACACACACACACGCUUUGUGGGUGAAUUUCUAUUCCUCUCUGAUUGAAAGAGAAUUGUAACAUCAGGGAUAAAAAAAUAUAUACGCUUUAAAACAUCACUGUAAAUACAGAUGUAGGAUCUUGAUUUGAUCACCCUGUUGCAGGACAACUUUCCUGCAAUGCAGGAAAUGUACAACUUGUAGUGUAUUUGAGGUUUAAAAAGGCUUCUGAAGUUUGUAAUUUCCACUUUGAAAUUUCAGACUUGAUUUUCCCUUACAAAACAUCUAUCAACCCCUACAAAAAUGUAAAUUCUUUAUAAUCCACAUAAUAAUUCGCAUUUCCUGUUGAUGCAGGGUUCAUUUCAUACUGUAGCAAACUGGCUCAAAUGAAGAUCCUACAUCUGUACACGUACAGUCAAAUGAUCACAUAUUAUAGAGGGUAUAUAAAGCACACCAUUGUUUUCUGAUGUCUUCAGUAUAUUGUUGCUAUUCUGAUUUUUUUAAUAAAGGAUUUCACUAAAAAGA
Messenger RNA from Salmo salar (Atlantic salmon), 3129 nucleotides. RefSeq names its product UPF0524 protein C3orf70 homolog A. The record is from RefSeq and is a predicted model, not a curated record. Lineage: Eukaryota; Metazoa; Chordata; Actinopteri; Salmoniformes; Salmonidae. Gene Ontology annotation, biological process: nervous system development.